AUGCCCCGGGCGCCGCUCCUGCGGCUGCUGCUGGCGGUCUGCGCGGUGGCGGCGGCGGCCGGCGAGCCCGGGCCCGCGCUGCCGCUCCCCACGGGGGACGCCACCCUGGCCAUCGUCUUCGACGUCACCGGCUCCAUGUGGGACGACCUGAUGCAGGUGCUCGACGGCGCCUCACGCAUCCUGGAGAGCAGCCUGAGCCGCCGCAGCCAGGCCAUCGCUAACUACGCGCUGGUGCCCUUCCACGACCCAGAUAUAGGCCCGGUGACCCUCACGGCAGACCCAGUGGUGUUUCAGAGAGAGCUGAGAGAACUCUACGUGCAGGGAGGCGGUGACUGCCCAGAGAUGAGUGUGGGGGCCAUCAAGGCUGCUGUGGAGGUGGCCAACCCCGGCUCCUUCAUCUACGUCUUCUCGGACGCCCGCGCCAAGGAUUACCACGGGAAGGAGGAUGUCCUGCGGCUCCUGCAGCUGAAACAGUCCCAGGUGGUCUUUGUGCUGACAGGAGACUGCGGUGACCGCACUCACCCCGGCUACCUGGCCUACGAGGACAUCGCCGCCGCCAGCUCCGGGCAGGUGUUUCACCUGGACAAGCAGCAGGUGACCGAGGUGCUGAAGUGGGUGGAGUCAGCGGUCCAGGCCUCCAAGGUGCACCUGCUGUCCACAGACCACCCGGAGGAGGGCGAGCACACGUGGAGGAUUCCCUUUGACCCCAGCCUGAAGGAGGUCACCAUCUCCCUGAGCGGCCCGGGUCCCGAGAUUGAAGUCCGUGACCCGCUGGGGAGGAUCCUGCAGAAGGAUGAGGGCCUCAACGUACUUCUCAACAUCCCUGACUCUGCCAAGGUUGUGGCCUUUAAGCCUGAGCAUCCUGGGCUGUGGUCCAUCAAGAUCUACAGCAGCGGUCGCCAUUCGGUGAGGAUCACAGGCGUCAGCAACAUCGACUUCCGAGCCGGCUUCUCCACCCAGCCCUCUCUAGACCUCAACCACACCAUUGAGUGGCCCCUGCAAGGGGUGCCCAUCUCCCUGGUGAUCAACUCCACGGGCCUGCGGGCACCCGGCCGCCUAGACUCGGUGGAGCUCUCACGCAGCUCGGGGCAGCCCCUCUUGACUUUGCCUGUGCAGCCCCUCUCCAACGAUUCCACCCAUCAGCUCUGGGGCGGACAGCCCUUCCGCGCCCCUCAGGAACGCUUCUACCUCAAGGUGAAGGGCAAAGACCAUGAGGGGAAUCCCCUUCUCCGUGUCUCUGGAGUUUCCUACAGUGGGGUCGUGCCAGGUGCCCCGCUGGUCAGCAUGCCCCCCAGGAUCCAUGGUUACCUGCAUCAGCCCUUGCUGGUCUCCUGCUCUGUACACAGCACCCUCCCCUUCAGGCUACAGCUGCGGCGGAACGGAGCCAGGCUGGGCGAGGAGAGGCAUUUUCAGGUGUCGGGAAACAGUAGCUGGGAGAUCCCACGGGCCUCCAAGACUGAGGAAGGGGCGUACGAGUGUGUGGCGGUCAGCCGGGCUGGGACCGGGCGAGCAAAGGCCCAGAUUGUGGUCACAGACCCCCCACCACAGCUAGUCUCCGCCCCCAACGUGACCGUGUCCCCGGGGGAGACCGCCAUCCUGUCCUGCUGGGUCCUGAGUGAGGUCCCCUACAACCUCACGUGGAUCCGGGACUGGCGGGUCCUGGCGGCCCCGACGGGCAGAGUCACCCAGCUGGCCAACCUGUCCCUGGAGGUCAGCGGCAUCAUCCCCAGCGAUGGCGGACGGUACCAGUGCAUGGCCAGCAACGCCAAUGGGGUCACAAGGGCGUCCGUGUGGCUCCUGGUGCGAGAGGCCCCCCAGGUCAGCCUCCACAGCCGGUCCCAGCGCUUCUCCCAGGGCAUGGAGGUGAGAGUUAGCUGCUCAGCGUCUGGGUACCCCAAACCCCACAUCUCUUGGAGCCGUGAGGGCCAUGCUCUGCAGGAGGACAGCAGAAUCCGUAUGGAUGCCCGGGGAACGCUGAUCAUCCAGGGAGUGGCCCCAGAGGAUGCUGGGAAUUACACCUGCCAGGCUGCUAAUGAGGUUGGCACAGACGAAGAGACAGUCACCCUCUACUACACAGACCCACCGUCAGCCUCUGCUGUAAAUGCCGUGGUGCUGGCCGCCGUCGGGGAUGAGGCCGUGCUGGUGUGUGACGUGUCUGGGGUGCCCCCACCCCGGGUCGUCUGGUAUCGAGGGGGUCUUGAAAUGAUUUUGGGUCCCGGGGGCUCUGGCUCUGGGACGCUGCGGAUCCCGGCAGCUCGGGAGAGGGAUGCUGGCGUCUACACCUGUCGAGCCGUCAAUGAGAUAGGCGAGGCCUCUGCGGAAAUCCGGCUGGAGGUUGGACAUGCGCCCCGGCUGAUGGAGCUGCCGCGGGAUGUCACCGUGGAGCUGGGGAGGAGUGCCCUCCUGACGUGCCGGGCCGUGGGCCGCCCGCCCCCGCUGGUCACUUGGCACCGUGGAGAUGACCAACCGCUGGGGCCCAGGCUGGGCAGCAGGAGCCGGCAGCCUGAUUCAGGAGUGCUGUUCUUUGAAAGUGUGGUCCCUGAAGACCAGGCCCUGUAUGUCUGUGAAGCUCAAAACGUGUUCGGGAAGGUCCGGGCGGAGGCCCGGCUUGUCGUGACUGGACACGCCCCACCGCAGAUCGCCAGCAGUGCCUCCACUGUCCGGGUGCUGGAGAGGCAGCCGGUGUCCCUGCCCUGCGUCAUCUUGGCGGGGAGGCCCCUCCCGGAGCGGCGCUGGCUCAAGGCCGGCCUGCCUCUCCCACCUGGCAGCCGGCAUUCGGUCCGGGCAGAUGGCAGCCUCCACCUGGACCAGGCACUGCAGGAGGAUGCGGGGAGGUACGGCUGCGUGGUCAGCAACACGGCUGGCUCUCAGCACAGGGACGUGGAGCUCAUUGUCCAGGUACCCCCUAGAAUCCAGCCCGUGGCCACCCACCAUGUCACCAAUGAAGGGGUUCCUGCCUCCCUCCCCUGUGUGGCCUCAGGAGUCCCCACCCCCACCAUCACCUGGACCAAGGAAUCCAAUGCCCUGACCUCCAUGGGUCCCCACUACAACGUGAGCCAGGACGGCACCCUGGUCAUCGCCCAGCCGUCUGCCCAGGACGCGGGGGCUUACGUCUGCACAGCCACCAACGCUGUGGGCUUCUCCAGCCAGGAGAUGCGGCUUUCUGUCAACAUUGAACCCAGGAUCCGUGUGAAUGGGUCACGUGAUGCAGACGAGCCUCUGAGAGUCACAGCCAAGGCUGGUGAUGAGGUGACCCUGGACUGCGAGGCCCAGGGCUCCCCAGCCCCGCUGGUCACCUGGACCAAGGACCUCCGCCCUGUGCCCCCCACCACCGACAGGCAUCGCCUCCUGCCGUCAGGCUCCCUGCGUCUGGCCCAGGCCCAGGUCGGUGACAGCGGCCUCUACAGAUGCGUAGCCACCAACCCCGCUGGGUCUGCUUCUCAGCACUACAUCCUCCAGGUGCAAGUGCCCCCGCAGGUGCAGCCGGGCCCGCGGGUCCUGAAGGUGCUGGCGGGAGAGAUUCUGGACCUGAACUGCGUGGCCGAGGGCAGCCCGGAGCCCCGGCUGAGCUGGUCCAAGGACGGGGUGGCCCUGGGCGGCGGGACCCCCGAAGGCUCCGUCCACUUCUCGGCCGUCCAGACCUCUGACGCCGGGCUGUACCGCUGUGAGGCUUCCAGCAGCGCCGGCGUGGACGCCUGGGAGCUGGAGCUCAGGGUGCUGGAGCCGCCGCACUGGGAGCCCGACGAGAGCAGCGGCCUGCUGGAGAGAGUGGCGGGGGACAAUGCCAGCCUGCCCUGUCCUGCCAGAGGGGUGCCCCAGCCGCAGGUCACGUGGCGGAAGGGCCCGUCCUCAGAGCCCCUGCGAGGCCGGCCAGGCCUGGAGGUGCUGGCUGAAGGCUCCCUGCUUCUGGCGUCCGUGUCCCCCACCGACAGCGGAGACUACGAGUGCCAGGCCACCAAUGAGGCGGGCUCUGCGUCCAGGAGGGCCAAGCUGGUGGUCUAUGUGCCCCCUAGCAUCCGGGAGGACGGGCACAGGGCCAAUGUGUCAGGCAUGGCCGGGCAGGCCCUGACUUUGGAGUGUGACGUGAAUGGCUUUCCAGCCCCUGAGAUCGUGUGGCUCAAGGAUGGGCAGCCGAUUCCUGAGGCGGGUGGUCACCGCCUGCUGGACAAGCCCGGGGCCCUCCACUUCCCCAGGAUCCAGGAGGCUGACUCGGGCCUCUACUCCUGCCGAGCAGAGAACCAGGCGGGGACUGCCCAGAAGGACUUCGAUCUGCUCGUGCUCAUCCCUCCUUCCGUGGCGGGAGCCGGGGCCGCCCAGGACGUGCUGAGCCUGGCUGGUGCAGACGUUGAGCUGGAGUGCCGGACCUCAGGGGUCCCCACGCCCCAGGUGGAAUGGACCAAGGACGGGCAGCCUGUCCCUCUGGGGGACCCUCGUGUCCAGCUGCAGGAGGAUGGCCAGGUUCUCAGAAUCACCAGCAAUCACCUGGGGGAUGAGGGGCGGUACCAGUGUGUGGCCUUCAGCCCCGCCGGCCAGCAGGCAAAGGUCUUCCAGCUCAGGAUGCAUGCACCUCCAACCAUCUGGGGCUCCAACGAGACGAGUGAGGUGGCUGUCGUGGAGGGCCACCCGGUGCGGAUCCUGUGCGAGGCCCGAGGAGUGCCCUCUCCCACCAUCACCUGGUUCAAGGACGGGGCCCCUCUCGCGCUCAAUGCCGAGGCUGUCUACACCAGGGGCGGCCGGCAGCUGCAGCUGGCCAGGGCCCGGGGCGUGGACGCAGGCACUUACACCUGCAAGGCCAGCAACGCCGUGGGGGUCACGGACAAGACCACCAGGCUGGAGGUUUAUGUCCCUCCCACCAUCGAGGGCGCUGGAGGCGGACCUCGUGUGGUGAAGGCCUUGGCCGGGAGGCCCUUGGCGCUGGAGUGUGUGGCCAGAGGCCACCCGCCCCCCACCCUCUCCUGGCACCACGAGGGGCUGCCUGUGGCCGAGAGCAACGAGACGUGGCUGGAGGCGGGAGGCGGCGUGCUGAGCCUGGAGGGCGUGGGGGAGGCGUCCGGAGGCCUGUACAGUUGCGUGGCCAGCAGCCCCGCCGGGGAGGCCGUGCUGCAGUACUCCGUGGAAGUGCAGGUUCCCCCACAGCUCCUGGUGGCCGAAGGCUUGGGCCAGGUGACCGCCCUCACGGGACAGCCGCUGGAACUCCCCUGCCGGGCCUCAGGCUCCCCGGCGCCCACCCUCCAGUGGCUGCAGAACGGCCGCCCGGCCGAGGAGCUGGCUGGGGCGCAGGUGGCCUCAGGGGGGACCUCGCUGCACAUCAAGCAUGUGGAGCUGGGCCACGCGGGCCUCUUUGCUUGCCAGGCCACCAACGAGGCGGGCACUGCUGGGGCUGAGGUGGAGUUGUCCGUGCACGAGCUCCCACUGGUGGCCAUCGUCGGGGGCGACAAUAUCACGGUGUCUUUCCUGCAGCCUGUGACCCUCCAGUGUGUGGGGACUGGGGUGCCCACCCCAAGUCUCCACUGGUGGAAGGAUGGGGUGGCCCUGGCAGCCUUGGGGGGGGAGCUGCAGAUCGAGAAGGUAGACCUGAGGGAUGAAGGCGUCUACACUUGUACUGCCACCAACGUGGCUGGGGAGAGCAAAAAGGACGUGGUCCUCAAGGUUUUGGUGCCCCCCAACAUCGAGCCGGGCCUGCUGAACAAGGCAGUGCUGGAAAACGCCUCAGUCACCUUGGAGUGUCUGGCCUCGGGUGUGCCCCCUCCCGAUAUCUCCUGGUUCAAGGGCCGCCAGCCGCUGUCAGCACGGAAGGGAGUGACGGUAUCAGCUGAUGGCAGAGUUCUCCACAUUGAGCAGGCACGAUUUUCUGAUGCUGGGAGCUACCGCUGUGUGGCAGCCAAUGUGGCAGGGAGCACAGAGCUGCAGUAUGGGCUACGGGUCAAUGUGCCUCCACGCAUCACCCGGCCGCCCAGCCUGCCAGGCCCCGUGCUGCUCAACGCCCCGGUCCGGCUGACCUGUGACGCCACCGGAGCCCCUAGCCCCACGCUGAUGUGGCUCAAGGAUGGAAACCCCGUGUCUACCUCAGGGGCCUCCGGCCUCCAGGUCUUCCCCGGGGGCCGGGUCCUCUCCCUGGCCAGCGCCCGGGCCUCCGACUCCGGCAGCUACUCGUGCGUGGCGGUGAGCGCGGUGGGGGAGGACCGCCAAGACGCCGUCCUGUCCGUCCACAUGCCCCCCAGCAUCCUCGGCGAAGAGGUGAACGUGUCCGUCGUGGCCAACGAGUCCGUGGCCCUGGAGUGCCGGGGCCAAGCCGUGCCCCCGCCCGUGCUCACCUGGAGGAAGGACGGCCGCCCCCUGGAGCCGCGGCCCGGCGUCCACCUCUCCGCAGACAAGGCGCGGCUGGAGGUGAGCAGAGCGGAGGUGGAGGACGCCGGCCGCUAUACCUGUGAGGCGCUGAACCAGGCGGGCCGCUCGGAGAAGCACUACAACCUGAAUGUCUGGGUGCCUCCCGUGUUCCCCUCAAGGGAGCCCCGCACCCUGACCGUGACCGAGGGGCACCCCGCCAGGCUGUCCUGUGAAUGUCGGGGCGUCCCCUUCCCUAAGAUCUCCUGGAGGAAGGACGGUCAGCCCUUGCCGGGGGAGGGGAACAGCCUCGAGCAGGUGUUGGCUGCGGGGCGGCUGCUGUACCUGGGACAGGCCCAGCCGGCCCAGGAGGGAACGUACACCUGUGAGUGCAGCAACGUGGCGGGGAGUAGCAGUCAGCACCAGCUGCUGGAGGUGCAUGUGCCGCCUCAGAUCGCUGGUCCCCGGGAGCCCCACACACAGGUCUCUGUGGUCCGGGACGGGGAGGCCACCCUGUGGUGCAACGUCACAGGGAAGCCCCCGCCCAGGGUGACGUGGGAGCGGGGCGGCCAGCCGCUGAGGGCCGCGCCUGGCCUGCUGCUGCAGAACCAAGGCCGGCGCCUGCGCGUGGAGCGGGCACAGGCUGCCCACAGCGGGCGCUACAGCUGCGUGGCCGAGAACGUGGCCGGAAGGGCCGAGAGGAGCUUCGCGCUCUCGGUGCUGGUGCCCCCAGAGUUCACUGGAGACUUGGACCCACAGACCAACGUCUCUGCUGCCCUGCACAGCCCCUUGACGCUGCUCUGUGAAGCCACAGGCGUCCCCCCGCCACGGGUCCGCUGGUUCCGAGGGGAGGAGCCCAUCAUCCCCGGGGAGGACACCUACCUCUUGGCAGGGGGCCGGAUGCUGAAGGUGGCCCGGGCCCAGGAGCAAGACAGAGGUCUCUACUCGUGCCUAGCGAGCAACGAGGCUGGAGAGGUUCGGAGGAACUUCAGUGUGGAGGUCCUGGUUCCUCCCAGAAUUGAGAACGAGGACCUGGAGGUGGCAGUCAGGGUCCCCGAGGGGCAGACAGCCCACCUGACGUGCAACGCCACAGGCCACCCGCAGCCCAAGGUCACGUGGUUCAAAGAUGGCCGGCCGCUGGCGGGGGGAGACGCCUACCGCGCCUCUCCAGACGGAGCCCUCCUGCGGGUCGUCCGGGCCAACCUGUCGAGUUCUGGCCACUACUCCUGCAUCGCCGCAAAUGCCGUCGGGGAGAGGACCAAACACUUCCAGCUUAGCGUCCUGGUGGCUCCCAGCAUCCUGGGAGUGGCCGAGGACAGUGCGGACCAGGAGGUGACAGUGACCAUCAACAACCCCAUUUCUCUGAUCUGUGAGACGCUGGCCUUCCCCUCCCCCACCAUCACCUGGAUGAAGGACGGCGCCCCCUUUGAGGCCUCCAACAACAUUCAGCUGCUCCCAGGCACCCGCGGGCUACAGAUCCUGAAUGCCCAGAAGGAAGACGCGGGCCAGUACACCUGCGUGGUCACCAAUGAACUUGGGGAGGCCAUGAAGAACUACCACGUGGAGGUGCUCAUCCCUCCUUCCAUCUCCAAAGACGACCCCUCGGGGGAGGCCGGUGUGAAGGAAGUGAAGACCAAGGUCAACAGCACCUUGACCCUGGAGUGUGAGUGCCAGGGCGUGCCCCCGCCCACCAUCAGCUGGUACAAGGACGGACGGCCCGUGACCCCCAACCAGCGGCUCCACAUCCUGGGCGAAGGCCGGCUGCUCCAGAUCCAGCCCACGCAGGUCUCCGAUUCAGGAAGAUACCUGUGUGUGGCCACCAACGUGGCAGGCGAGGAUGACCAGGACUUCAAUGUGCUCAUCCAGGUGCCCCCCAUGUUCCAGAAGCUGGGCGACGCCGGUGAGGACUUGGAGACCCUGUCCAGGGAAGAAGAGGUCCGCGGUGGGGUGACCGAGUUCCGAGAGGUUGUGGAGGACAGCCCCGCCUAUCUGUACUGUGACACCAAUGCCAUCCCUCCCCCGGAGCUCAGCUGGUACAGAGACGGCCAGCCCCUCUCGGCUGGAGACGGGGUGUCCGUUCUGCAAGGAGGUCAAGUCCUGCAGAUCCCCCUGGUGCGUGCAGAGGAUGCCGGGACGUACUCGUGCAAGGCCUCCAACGAGGUGGGCGAGGACUGGCUGCACUACCAGCUGUUCGUGCUGACCCCCCCUGUGAUCCUGGGUGACACGGAGGAGCUCGUGGAGGAGGUCACGGUCAACGCCAGCAGCACCGUCAGCCUCCAGUGCCCGGCCCUGGGCAACCCUGUGCCCACUGUCUCGUGGCUCCAGAACGGGCUGCCUUUCUCCCCGAGCCCACGGCUGCAGGUCCUGGAGGACGGACAAGUCUUGCAGGUGUCCACGGCAGAGGUGGCCGAUGCCGCCAGUUACAUGUGUGUGGCCGAGAACCCAGCAGGCUCCUCAGAGAAGCUUUUCACCCUCAGGGUGCAAGCCCCCCCACGAAUCACAGGCCCAAACUUGGAGCAGGUCACGGCCAUCGUCAACAGCAGCGUUGCCCUGUCCUGUGAGGUCCAUGCUCACCCGAGCCCUGAGGUCAUGUGGUAUCGAGACAGCCAGGCCCUCUCUCUGGGAAAAGAGGUCUUCCUCCGGCCUGGCACCCACACCCUGCAGCUGGCCAGGACACAGCCGUCAGACUCCGGGAUGUACACGUGUGAGGCCCUCAAUGCCGCCGGCCGAGACCGGAAGCUGGUGCAGCUUAGCGUGCUGGUGCCCCCCACCUUCAGGCAGGCUCCCAGCGGCCCCCAGGAUGCGAUCCUGGUCCAGGCUGGGGACACAGCCGUCCUGAGCUGCGAGACCGACUCGCUCCCUGAGCCGACCGUGACGUGGCUUAAAGACGGGCAGCCCCUGGUCCCGGCGCAGCGCACCCAGGCUCUGCUGGGUGGGCAGAGGCUGGAGAUCCAGGACACCCAGGUACUGGAUAAAGGUGUAUACAGCUGUAAAGUCAGCAAUACCGCCGGGGAAGCCAUGCGGACCUUUGUCCUCACCGUCCAGGUGCCCCCAACAUUUGAGAACCCCAAGACAGAGAGGGUGAGCCAGGUGGCCGGGAGCCCCCUGGUCCUGAACUGUGAUGUGACCGGGGUCCCUCCACCUACUGUCACCUGGCUGAAGGACAGAAUGCCUGUUGAGAGCAGCGUGGUGCACGGCGUGGUCUCCCGGGGGGGCCGCCUCCAGCUGAGUCGCCUGCAGCCCGCCCAGGCCGGCACUUAUACGUGCGUGGCGGAGAACAGCCAGGCCGAGGCCCGCAAGGACUUCGUGGUGGCCGUGCUGGUGCCCCCCCGCAUCCGGAGCUCGGGCGCCACGCAGGAGCACAGUGUCCUGGAGGGGCAGGAGGUGCGGCUGGACUGUGAGGCGGACGGGCAGCCCCCACCCGAGGUGGCCUGGCUGAAGGAUGGUGGCCCGCUGGGCCAGGGCGUGAGCCCCCACCUCCGGUUCUACCUGGACGGCGGUACCCUGGUGCUGAAGGGACUGCGGGCCGAGGACUCGGGCGCCUACACCUGCGUGGCCCACAGCGCUGCCGGGGAGGACGCCAGGCUGCACACAGUGAGCGUGCUGGUUCCUCCCACCAUCGAGCAGUGGGCAGAGGGCUCGGGGAGCCUGGUGAGCAGGCCUGGGGAGCUGGUGACCAUGGCGUGCCCCGUCCGGGGCUCAGCGCCCAUCCAAGUCAGCUGGCUCAAGGACUGCCUGCCCCUCCCGCUGUCCCAGCGCACUCGCCUCCACAGCUCCGGCCGCACCCUCAGGAUUUCCCAGGUGCAGUUGGCAGAUUCUGGAACCUUCACCUGUGUGGCUGCAAGCCCUGCUGGUGUGACCAACAGGAACUUCACCUUACAGGUGCACGUGCCCCCUGUCUUGGAGCCGGUGGAGUUCCAGAAUGACGUGGUGGUGGUCCGGGGCUCCUCGGUGGUGCUCCCCUGUGAAGCCCGGGGAAGCCCUCUGCCCCUGGUGUCGUGGAUGAAGGAUGGGGAGCCCCUGUUGCCCCCGGGCCUCGAAUGGGGGCCCGGCCUGCAGCUGGAGGCAGCCGGAGCUGGGGAAUCGGGCACCUACUCCUGUGUGGCCGUGAGCGAGGCGGGGGAGGCCAGGAGGCAUUUCCAGCUGACGGUGAUGGAUCCCCCCCACAUCGAGGACUCGGGCCAGCCCGCAGAGCUGUUGCUGACCCUCGGCGCCCCCUUGGAGCUCCGCUGCGAUGCCCAGGGCACCCCGCAGCCCAACAUCACCUGGCAUAAGGACGGGCAGGCCCUGGGCAGGCCUGAGGACGGCAGCAGGGUGCUCCGGUUGCUCAUGGUGCUCCAUCCCCAGGUGGGCGAUGCUGGGCUGUACACCUGCCUGGCCCAGAGCCCCGCUGGCCAAGUGGAGAAGAGCUUCCGGGUCAGGGUUCAAGGCCCCCCUCACGUUAUAGGGCCCCGAGGCCCCCGCUCUGUGGUUGGCCUGGCUCCUGGGCAGCUGGUUCUGGAAUGUUCCGUGGAGGCGGAGCCAGCACCGCAGAUUGAGUGGCACCGAGAUGGCAUCGUGCUGCAGGCGGACGCCCACACCCAGUUCCCAGAACAGGGACGGUUCCUCCGGCUGCAGGCCCUGAGCACGGCCGACGGGGGCGACUACAGCUGCACGGCCCGCAACGCCGCGGGCAGCACCAGCCUGGCCUUCCGCGUGGAGAUCCACAUGGUGCCCACCAUCCAGCCAGGACCGCCCGCCGUGAACGCCUCCGUGAACCAGACGGCCACGCUGCCCUGCCGGGUGGACGGCGCGCCCCCGCCCCUCGUGAGCUGGCGGAAGGACGGGGUCCCCCUGGAUCCUGACAGCCCCAGGCUACAGGUUCUGCCCGAAGGUUCCCUGAGGAUCCAGCCAGUCCUUGCCCAGGACGCCGGCCACUACCUCUGCUUCGCAUCCAACUCUGCAGGCUCAGAUCGGCAAGGCCGCGACCUCCAGGUCUUCGAGCCUCCUGCCAUCGCCCCCAGCCCCUCCAACCUGACCUUGACCGCCCACAGCCCUGCCUCACUGCCCUGUGAGGCCAGCGGCUCCCCCAAGCCCCGCGUGGUCUGGUGGAAGGACGGACGGAAGCUGGAUUUCCACCUGCAGCAGGGCACCUACCGGCUCCUGCCCUCCAACGCCCUGCUCCUGGCAGCCCCCGGCCCCCAGGACUCGGCCCAGUUUGAGUGCGUGGUGAGCAACGAGGUAGGCGAGGCCCGCAGACUUUACCAGGUGACCGUUCACGUGCCUCCCACCAUUGCCGACGACCAGACCGACUUCACCGUGACCAAGAUGGCACCCGUGGUCCUCACGUGCCACAGCACGGGAGUCCCGGCCCCGGUCGUGUCCUGGAGUAAGGCGGGCGCCCAGCUGGGGAUACGGGGGAGUGGCUAUCGGGUCACGCCUUCGGGUGCCCUGGAGAUCGGGCAGGCCCUCCCCAUCCACGCCGGCCGCUACACCUGCACCGCCCGCAACCCCGUGGGCGUGGCCCACAAGCACGUGGUCCUCGCUGUGCGAGCGUCCCCCGUGGUGAACCCUCUGCCCAGCGUGGUCCGGGCACUGGCGGCCGAGGAGGUACUGCUGUCCUGCGCGGCCUCGGGCAUCCCGCGGCCCAGCAUCACCUGGCAGAAGGAGGGGCUCAGCAUCCCCGCAGGGGCGAGGACACAGGCCCUACCCGGGGGACAGCUGCGGAUUCUGCACGCCAGCCCGGAGGAUUCCGGAAACUAUUUUUGCAUUGCCCAGAAUAGCGCUGGCAGCGCCUUCGGGAAAACACGGCUGGUGGUGCAAGUCCCGCCCGUGAUCGAGACUGGCCUCUCUGACGUGUCCACCACCGAAGGCUCCCACACCCUCCUGCCCUGCUCGGCCAGCGGCAGCCCCGAGCCCACCAUCACCUGGGAAAAAGAUGGCCAGCCUGUGUCCGGAGCCGAGGGGAAGUUCACCCUCCAGCCUUCUGGGGAGCUGCUGGUGAAGAACUUGGAGGGCCAGGAUGCCGGAACUUACACGUGCGUGGCCGAGAACACGGUGGGCCGCGCCCACCGCCGCGUGCACCUCACCAUCCUGGCGCUGCCUGUCUUCACCACCCUGCCCGGGGACCGCAGCCUACGCGUCGGGGACAGGCUGUGGCUUCGCUGUGCGGCCCGGGGCAGCCCGACCCCCCGCAUCGGCUGGACCGUCAACGACCGACCUGUCACAGAGGGGGUGUCUGACCAGGACGGGGGCAGCACACUGCAGCGAGUGGCAGUCACCAGAGAGGACAGUGGGACCUAUGUCUGCUGGGCCGAGAACAGAGUGGGCCGCGUGCAGGUCGUCAGCUUCGUCCACGUGAAGGAAGCUCCCGUCCUGCAAGGGGAGGCCUUCUCCUACGUGGUGGAGCCUCUGGGGGCCAGCGUCCAGCUGGACUGCGUGGUCCAUGGAGCCCCGGCGCCCGACAUCCGCUGGAUCAAAGAUGGCCUUCCGCUCCGGGGCACCCGUCCCCGGCACCAGCUACAGAACGGCUCGCUGACCAUCCGCAGGACCGAGACGGACGACGCGGGCCGGUACCAGUGCCUGGCGGAGAAUGAGAUUGGCGCAGUGGAGAAAGUGGUGAUCCUCGUGCUGCAGAGUGCGCCGGUGUUCCGGGUGGAGCCCCGGGGCGUGACGGCCAGAUCCGGGGACGACGUGACCCUGCAGUGCCAGGCCUCAGGGGAGCCGGCGCCCACCGUGGAGUGGCUGCGUGCGGGCCAGCCCUUGCGGCCGGGCGGGCGGCUCCAGACCCUGCCGGACGGGGGCCUGUGGCUGCAGCAAGUGGAGCCCCGGGACGCGGGCACCUAUGAGUGCGUCGCUCACAACCUCCUGGGCUCCGCCACGGCCCGAGCCGUCCUGGCCGUGAGAGGGGAGCCCCGUGGAAGCUGGGGCAGCAUGUCCGGGGUGAUCAACGGCCAGGAGUUUGCCAUGGCCACCCUCAACACCAGCGCGCAUCAGGAGGCACGAUCCGGGGUCGCCACCAUCCGCAGCAGCAUCAGCCACAUCCCUGCUAGUGUGGGGCCCCUGAUGCGCGUGCUCUUGGUCACCAUCGCCCCCGUCUACUGGGCCCUGGCUGGAGAGAGUGGAGAUGCCCUGAAUGGCCACUCUCUGACGGGCGGCAGCUUCCUGCAGAAGUCGCACGUGGAGUUUGCCACAGGGGAGCGGCUCAUGGUGGCCCAGGAGGCCAGGGGCCUGGAUCCCGAUGGCCUCCUGCUCCUGGACGUGGUGGUCAGUGGCGGCGUCCCCAAGAGCCUGGCUGAUGCGGACCUUCAAGUGCAGGACUUUGAGGAGCAAUACGUGCAGAUGGGGCCCGGCCUGCUCUUCGUGGGCUCCACGCAGCGCUUCCUGCAGGACAGCCAUCCCGCGUCCCUGCGCUGCAACCACAGCAUCCAGUACGAUGCGGCCCGGGGCCUCCAGCCCCAGCUGGUGCAGCACCUGCGGGCCUCGGCUAUCAGCUCGGCCUUCGACCCCGAGGCCGAGGCCCUGCACUUCCAGCUAACCGCAGCCCUGCAAGCCGAAGAGAAUGAAGCCGGCUGCCCCGAGGGCUUCGAGCUGGACACGCAGGGAGAGUUUUGUGUGGACAGGGACGAAUGUUCGGACGGCCUCAGCCCCUGUUCUCACACCUGCCACAACGCACCCGGCCGCUUCUCCUGCUCCUGUCCGCCCGGCUUUGCCCUGGCCAGGGACGACGGGGACUGCAGAGAUGUGGAUGAAUGCGCAUGGGGUGCUGACCUUUGCCGGCAGGGACAGCGCUGCGUGAACCUCUUCGGGUCAUACCACUGCCUCCCCGACUGCAGACCUGGCUUCCGGGUGGCCGCUCACGGGGCUGGCUGUGAAGAUGUAGACGAGUGCCGGGAGCGGUCGGACGAGUGUCGCUACAACCAGAUCUGUGAGAACAGCCCAGGCGGCCACCACUGCAGCUGCCCCCGAGGGUACCGGCUCCAGGGCCCCGGGCUGCCCUGCCUAGAUAUCAACGAGUGCCUGCAGCUCCCCCGGACCUGUGCCCACCAGUGCCAGAACCUCCAAGGUGGCUACCGCUGCCUGUGCCCGCCGGGCCAGACCCUCCUCCAGGACGGCAAGACCUGCACCCCGCUCCAGCACAGGGAACAAAACGUGACCACCGUCGGCCACCGGGGCCCCUUAGCGCCCUGGCUGCGGCCUCGUAUCCCGAACCCCAGGGGCUCUUACCAGGCCUGGGUCGCCCUCCAGCCGGGCCCCGGGGCCCUGAGCAGUCUGGGCCGGGCCUGGUGCCCUGCUGGCUUCAUCCGGCAGAAUGGCGUCUGCACAGACCUAGACGAGUGCCGGGUGAGGAACUCUUGCCAACACGCCUGCCUGAACACCGAGGGCAGCUACCGGUGCCUCUGCCCCGAGGGCUACCGCCUCCUCCCCAGCGGGAGAAACUGCCAGGACAUCAAUGAGUGCGAGGAGAACGACAUCGAGUGUGGGCCCAGCCAGAUGUGCUUUAACACCCGCGGCAGCUACCAGUGCGUGGACACGCCGUGUCCGGCCACCUACCGGCAGGGCUCCAGCCCAGGGACGUGCUUCCGACGCUGCUCGCAGGACUGCAGCGCCGGCGGCCCCUCCAUGCUGCAGUACAAGCUGCUGCCGCUGCCCCUGGGCGUGCGCGCCCACCACGACGUGGCCCGCCUCGCCGCCUUCUCCGAGGCCGGCGUCCCCGCCAACCGCACGGAGCUCAGCGUGCUCGAGCCAGACCCGCGCAGCCCCUUCGCCCUGCGCGCGCUGCGCGCCGGCCACGGCGCCGUCUACACCCGCCGCGCGCUCACCCGCGCCGGCCUCUAUCGGCUCACCGUGCGCGCCUCCGCGCCGCGCCACCAGAGCCUCUUCGUCCUGCUCAUCGCCGUGUCCCCCUAUCCCUACUGAGGGGAGUGGUCAAAGGCCGCGGCUUUGGGGCCACUGACCUCCAGGGACGGGGGACAGGGAGAAGCCGGCCCAGCCCCCACCGCCAGGGUGGCCCUUGCCCUCACCACCUGCUGUGGCAAGCAGACCGCCCUCCACCCUUGUGCGUCAUUGAGCCCUUCGGCAAACAAGGUCCUGCGCGCAGCCUUGACCCCAGGACAUCAAGGACCCCGAUCUCCCCCCACCCCCGCGGAGGUGGAGCUCAAGAUCCUUAGGUGGUGAAGCCCGCUGUCUGACCAAGCCAGGUGUGCCCCAGUCUACAGGGAUACGUGGGCUGGGACACAGCACACCAGGAGGCCCCAGGGGAGGGACAGACCCCUAGGGGGAGGGCAGCAGCAACUGUCCUCAGCCCACAGCGCUGUCAUCCUGAACCCCCUGUGUGUGCGUGUGAUAUAAAAACAUUUCCUUCUAACCAA
Hyaena hyaena (striped hyena) is the source of this 15674-nucleotide messenger RNA. RefSeq names its product hemicentin 2 (gene HMCN2). Bases 1 to 15222 code for a protein of 5073 amino acids. The transcript has 98 exons. The record is from RefSeq and is a predicted model, not a curated record. Gene Ontology annotation, biological process: dendrite self-avoidance; axon guidance; homophilic cell-cell adhesion. Gene Ontology annotation, molecular function: calcium ion binding; cell-cell adhesion mediator activity. Gene Ontology annotation, cellular component: plasma membrane; axon. Lineage: Eukaryota; Metazoa; Chordata; Mammalia; Carnivora; Hyaenidae.